Porites lobata is the source of this 225-nucleotide messenger RNA. NCBI's taxonomy places the organism in Eukaryota, Metazoa, Cnidaria, Anthozoa, Scleractinia, Poritidae. The record is from the annotation of a GenBank genome assembly.
AUGAACAUCACAGACAAGAAGAGGAAGCGAGCAUUGUUGCUCCAUUAUGCCGGCGAAGCCACGAACGAAAUUUUUGACACGUUACCUGAUACCACACCGGGCGAAGGUGAAGACACGUUCGAGAAAGCCUUACAAGCCCUGACAAACUUCACUCCCAGACAGAACCGUCAGUACGAGAUUUAUAUUUUCCGUCAGGCUAAGCAAAAGUCAAACGAGAGCAUUUAA